CGCAUUUCUCUCUACAACAGCCGUGAUACCCACCUUUGCGAUAACCUGUCAAUUGAUACUCCUUGACAUAUUGCGCUCGUUCCGGACUCGAUCCUCCGAUAUUCUCGUUCUCUUCGUCGCGAAGAAGCUUCUCAAUGGCUUCAACUGGCGUUAACGUUCUCCGAUACUCGGCUUUGGGCGCUGGUAUCUUCUACGGGCUCUAUCACCAAGCAAAGCUCUCUACAGCAGCAAAACUCUCCGCGAUCAACAGAGAAUACGAACACAAGCAAGAACUGAUUGAGAAGGCGAAGGUUGAAUACUCGAAAAAGAACGCACCACCGAGUGCUAAGAAAGAGGGAGGGGAUGUCAUAAGCGAUCCAAACGACUCACGAUUUGAUCUGGAGGCGUACCUGAAAACCCUAUCGAAAGAGAACCCAUAAAGACAUGAUAAAGAAGGAGUAAUGACAAGUGGUUCGGAGGGAUCGGAGAUAGAAAGCUGUGAGGGGCGAGCUAUAUUCAUGAAAGCUUUGCCUUGGGAGAUGCCGUGAUCCAUACAAAAGCCUUAGAUGUC
Mollisia scopiformis is the source of this 550-nucleotide messenger RNA. RefSeq names its product putative ATP synthase subunit E, mitochondrial. Lineage: Eukaryota; Fungi; Ascomycota; Leotiomycetes; Helotiales; Mollisiaceae. Bases 135 to 419 code for a protein of 94 amino acids. The record is from RefSeq and is a predicted model, not a curated record. The transcript has 3 exons. Gene Ontology annotation, molecular function: proton transmembrane transporter activity. Gene Ontology annotation, biological process: proton motive force-driven ATP synthesis.